Molecule: messenger RNA, 5806 nt
Organism: Pteropus alecto (black flying fox)
Lineage: Eukaryota; Metazoa; Chordata; Mammalia; Chiroptera; Pteropodidae
Gene: CCBE1
Product: collagen and calcium binding EGF domains 1
Exons: 11
Coding region: 339-1562 (407 amino acids)
Molecular function (GO): calcium ion binding
Source: RefSeq, a predicted model, not a curated record
AGGGAGGGUGCAGCCCAAAGCCGAGUCCGGCAAGUCCGUCCACUCGGCGUGACCAUCCCCGGGCGAGACGCCCUGGAUCCCGCGACUCUCGCGCCGGCGGGCACCGCGGGUGCCGCGUUCACCUGCUGGGCUGCGGAGUUUGCAGUCUGCACCGCUCGCUGCUCCUAGCCUGGUCCCCCAGCCGCGCAACACCCCGCGUCCCUGUGCCUCGCGCAGGUGGUGCAAACGCCCCGGCUCUCCGGCGCCCCCUGCCGGGGAGAGGGACGGCGGCCGCGGAGGAGCCGCGCGCAGGGCGGGGAGCGGGCUCCGGCGCCGGGAAGAAGUCGGGAGCGUCCCUGAUGGUGCCGCCGUCUCCGAGCCGGGGAGGAGCGGCGAGGGGGCAGCUGGGCAAGAGCCUGGGUCCGCUGCUGCUGCUCUUGGCGCUGGGGCACACGUGGAGCUACCGAGAGGACCCUGAGGACAGCGACAGAGAAGUCUGCUCAGAAAACAAAAUCGCCACGACUAAAUACCCGUGUCUGAAGGCUUCGGGUGAGCUCACCACGUGUUUCAGGAAAAAGUGCUGCAAAGGGUAUAAAUUUGUUCUUGGACAAUGCAUCCCAGAAGAUUAUGACGUGUGUGCCGAGGCCCCCUGCGAACAGCAGUGCACAGAUAACUUCGGGCGCGUGCUGUGCACUUGUUAUCCGGGAUACCGCUAUGACCGGGAGAGACACCGGAAGCGGGAGAAGCCCUACUGCCUAGAUAUCGAUGAGUGUGCCACCAGCAAUGAGACACUGUGUGCACACAUCUGUGUCAACACCUUGGGCAGCUACCGCUGUGAAUGCCGGGAGGGCUACAUCCAGGAGGACGAUGGGAGGACGUGCACCAAGGGAGACAAAUACCCCAACGACACUGGGCACGACGAGAAGUCCGAGAGCACGGUGAGAGCCGGAACCUGCUGUGCCACGUGCAAGGAGUUUCACCAGAUGAAGCAGACGGUGCUGCAGCUGAAGCAAAAGAUUGCCCUGCUCCCCAACAGUGCCGCUGACCUGGGCAAGUACAUCACUGACAACAAAGUGCUGGCCUCCAAUGCCUACCUUCCAGGACCUCCUGGCCUGCCUGGGGACCAGGGCCCUCCCGGCUCGCCAGGACCGAAGGGCAGCCCCGGCUUUCCUGGAGUGCCAGGUCCCCCUGGGCAGCCCGGCCCACGCGGCUCCAUGGGACCCAUGGGACCAUCUCCUGAUCUGUCCCACAUCAAGCAAGGCCGGAGGGGCCCUGUGGGUCCACCAGGUGCACCAGGAAGAGAUGGUUCUAAGGGGGAGAGAGGAGCACCUGGACCCAGAGGGACUCCAGGACCCCCUGGCUCUUUCGACUUCCUGCUGCUCAUGCUGGCCGACAUCCGCAACGACAUCGCCGAGCUGCAGGAGAAGGUGUUCGGGCACCGGACUCACUCUUCGGCGGAGGAGUUCCCUUCACCUCAGGAAUUUUCCAGCUAUCCGGAAACCGUGGACUUCGGCUCUGGAGACGACUACCCCAAAAGAACCGAGACGAGAGACUUGGGGGCCCCCAGAGACUUUGAUCCUUAGCGCAUCCCAGGAUCUUUGUGCCAAAGGAAGAGAAGAGUUUUCACACCCGAAGUUACAUCAUCGGGGGGAAAAAAACACGCACACGCACCACCGGAGACCUAGAAAAGAUGCAUUUUUAUUAUCUUUACUCUUUUCUUUCUACUCCUCUUCAUCCAAAUACCAUUUUCAGAGGCCCCCGCUGGGCAUGAGGGACUGAAUGGUGGAUGCUCUGGCUUCUGCUUCUCUCCCAGAGCAGUCGGGGCAUCUCCUUGGGAACUUCUCUUUUACUUUUUUGUCAAGAUUUUCUGGAUUUCUGAGUUAAGUAUUAUCACAGUAUCUUAAAUUUAACAGAAUAAAAGGGGAAAGUGGCAAGGUGAGCUCAAAGAAAUGUGAGGUUACUUAUGAAAUAUAUACACGGGCGUGUGCCUCCAAAAGAGACCGUGACUCCUCAGAAUCAAAAUUAGGGCUCGUCAGUUAAAUGGACGAGACGACAAUGCAUAGUUACAUCAUUCUUUUUCCUUGUCGAUGUAACGGAUUUUAAAUAUUCUAGCCUCUUGUCCAACCUAGUUUCCCAAUUUUUCUUAAAGAAAGGAGAGAAUUAAGAAGGAGCAGAGAUUAGGAAAGAGAUUAAAAUAACAGUCAUAUGUUUACUGUCGUAUAGGUUGCCACAUUCCAGAUUCAAAUACGACUGUUAGGAGUUCGUGCCGCGCUUAUCUAUAACUAUCCUAUUCAGGGAAGAAAGCCACUCUAGCUGUAGAAAUAAAUCCUCUUUUCAAAACAGAGUGAAUGAAGUGCCCUGAUUCACAUGAGAACAGUGACCCCUACUUGGCCAGGACAUUUUAAAGCCGUUAUAUCAAAUGAGAGAGCUUGCUCGGUAAAUCACAGGUUAUUUAUUAAAUAAGGGGGCCUGACCUUUAUAGAGAGGUACAGAACUCGCUGGCUCUGAUCAGCUGUCUAGAGGCGCCACUGGGCCUUGAUCCCGGCUGAGUCAGCACACAGUGGGGCUCGGGGCUGGAAGCAGGUGGUUGGCUUGGGCUGUUGGUGUGGGGGCAAGGGAGCCUCGGGCAGGGUCCCCGCUGACCAGCAGAGACAGGCUACUUUGCUUUCCUCGUCUGGCAUCAGCCAAGCUUGUCAACAUAGAGAAUACCACACUAUUGAAAGUUCUCAGGUGUGGAGAGAGAAAAACAAUAGUUCUCCUUGUUUGGUAGAAAUUUUCUUGCUCCUAGUCCCAUUUUUCCUUAAUUUUCCAUAAGUUAGUCCAAGUUCCAGUUCUUACAGGCCUUAUCCUUGAUCCUUGAUUUCCGUUCCCCGGAAAAUGCGGGACACAGUUGGGAAAGGGGUACAUCCCCAAACCUCUGCUUCAGUCAGUGUUCGCUCAUACACUUCUGGAUCCCAGAGAAAGGCAGAUUCCAGAAGAGGCUUUCCCUGCAUCCUUAGAGACAGCAGCAAGAGUCGGUACCCAGGAGAACAACAGAAGCGUCUCCUUUGUAAGAUGGUUGGGGAACCUCUUGGUUUUGAUGGGUGGCUUACAGGUUUCUUCAAGUCCAUGUCCUCAUGUCACACAGAAUGGCUUUUCAUCCACCUGUUCAGGAGACCUUCACCCUUAUACUGAACCUCUCCACUGAUCAUUGCCACAGCUCGGGUUUGCUCCUGCGAGGGUUCCCAUUUCCCACCUGUGAUUUCCCCCUAUAUUCUGGGAGGUUGGCGAUUUUCCUUUUCCAUCGUUUAACUGUCCUCUUUGGAAAGCUCGUUUAAAGAGACCUGCUGUUGGUGUUUGCAUGCCACGCUUCAGGUUUCUUCAGAAUGAUAGGAAGGGCUUCUGUCUGUGAAUCUCAAGUGACAACAGCCUUCCUCCCCUCGUUUCCAUGAGAAACACAGGACUCCAGUCAGUCAGCUGGUGGCUGUUUUUCACAGAUACUUUACUCCACUAUAUCUUCCUCAUGCAAAAUCUCCAGUGACUGUCCACCAGAAUGGUACAGCUGAAAGCAAGUUCAUUCUCAAUACUCCUUUUCUAGCCUCUUCCUUUCCCGCUUCAGACUCUCUAGGAUACAGUCUUUGCAGCAGAAGGCCUCACCAACCACAGGUUUACGAAGAGAUGCACAGCUGUCGAUUCCCAUCUGGAACAUGUUUAAUGUUUGCCUGCUUGUGGAGCACAGUCUUUAAAAGGUGUAAGUGGAUGAAUGCUAAAGAAAACUAUGCACUGCUCUAUGAGAAAUGAUUAGAUCCAGCUUUGAUUUUUUUUAAAAAAAACAUGAGAAAUUUUGUUACCUUUUCUUCAUGGUGAACUGUGUUUAGAAAUGUAAUCUUUAUUGUUAAAUGCUCAUAAGAUGCAACCAGAUUACACGUUUGACGUGCAGAAGCUAGGAUAAAUAUAUUAAAAGAAUGGUCGAAAGUUGUAAUAUUGGAGAUUUACGAGACUAUUCUAGAUAAUAUUCACUAGCAAAACACAAUAACCUGUUUUUUAUCAUCUCAAUCUCCUGGAUCAGGUUCAUUUAUAAAAUAAUUAUUCAUCCUCAGAUUUUCAAAACUUGGACUAAAUAUGUACUCUGUAUGCCCAAAUUAUAUUUUUCAAAGAUAUAUUUGGCAUAAAAAUGCACUGUUAUUUCCUGUGUAUCUUUUAGUUAUGUAUAGGAAACCACUGUUUCACUGUCUAAACAGGCCAUCUGCUCAAGACAGAACGGGAAAACCAUUUGGGGAGUAAAAUUUGCUAGUUUUGCUACGCCACUUCAUGUUUUCAGGGGGAAAAAGAUCUUCGCAUACCUUUCUAGCAGAAAUGUGGACCUCAGAUUUUUGCACCCUGGUAACUAGCUUUGUGAAUAGGACUUAAUAAUCGAUUGCUCCAAUUUGGAGAAAGCAAUGGGAAUGAAAAUCUGGUAUGGAAAACAGAACAAGGAGGGCAUACACUUUAGUUUAAGAAUAUCCCCCCACCUUUCCCAAGAAAUUAUCAGCUUUCUAUGCCAAAGGGCAUGAGGGUAUAACAGGAAUGCUAUCUUCUGUGUUCAUUUCAACAUCUACUGCAGAAGGAACUGAUCAACUGAGGUCAUUUCUACUGUAUAUACUCAGACAGGUAUGUCCAUAGUUAAACAGGUGAAUAAUAAAUGCGCUCUGGCGUGGAGGGAGGGGCAGUACUCCACCACAUACUAGGUGAAGGGCCCGUGGUUCUAGCCAUGCUCCCUUUCCAUGACUUUGGCCAUGUGAGCCCUAAUUCCGGGCACACAGGGCACGAUAUUCUCUCUGACUAGGCGCCAGACAUUUCCUUGGGUUGACAGCAAACCCCUCAUCAUACAUUGGGUUUCACUCCCCAUCCCUCUCUCCCCUCCAACCUGUCUCAGAGAGAGGCAGCAGCCUCAUCGUGCAAACUUAACAUCCUCCGGAUAACCUUCCUGAAAGGGACAUUUCUUUGCAGGAAUCCAGGCCAAAGAACUAGUAGAAUGGAGCCAUCUGAAGUUAUUAAUAAUGAAUUCAGGGAAAUAAAUGAAUUUUUUCCUGGCGUAGUCAGUACGUAUGUUUCACAACAAAUCAAAAAAUAAUUUUCCAUUUGAGAAAAAAAUGACUAUAAUUGUUAAAGCAGAAACCCUUGGACUUCACACGCUUCUUCAACAAAUAUUACUGCUUUAGGGAAAUCGUAGUAAAAAAGACUCCUUUAUAUAUCCCCAGAGACCUCAUCCCCAAGCGCUCUGGGGAGUUUCCUGUGUGUGUCAUGGUGCUGUGUUUAUUUCCCAGUGACUGGUCAUCAUCUUCAGUAGCCAUGUUGUUCAUUAUCACAAGUCCAUAUAACAGCUGAGCUAGUAUUCCAAUAGUUCUGGCUGUGAUACUAUGAAGUACUUUCGAUAAGAUUGUAUAUGCUUAAUAACAAAGUUAUUUUUCUUAUGUGAUUGUCCUGUGUUUUGUCCUGACACCGGGUCCUAUGGAACAUGUUGUCUUUUUACAAGAUGAAUACAAAGAGAUGGGGAGAGACAAUUCUCUGGAGAGCCGGAAACUGCAUUCUGGGUAGGCCGCCUCCUGGGGUCUGAGUGUGGUCCCAACAUUUGGAUCUGAGUCAAGGUCUGGAGACCGGGGUUCCUCUGAAUUCUGAGUCUCGGAGGUCCACGUCCCCCAGCUGAGAGUAUCCUCUGGGACUCCCGGCUGGGACUUUCAAAACAGGUACUCUCUGGGGUUUCUAAGGAGCUCACAGAUGGAAGGCCUGUUAGGGUUCCACCCUCUUCCUCUCACUGUACCCCGAGCAACUCAAUCUUCAACUGGCUUUGGAUUAGAAUUCCACGUAA